Lycium barbarum (goji berry) is the source of this 864-nucleotide messenger RNA. RefSeq lists its product as uncharacterized. The transcript is spliced from 2 exons. The record is from RefSeq and is a predicted model, not a curated record. Lineage: Eukaryota; Viridiplantae; Streptophyta; Magnoliopsida; Solanales; Solanaceae. Bases 1 to 864 code for a protein of 287 amino acids.
AUGGACACUGAACAACAAGUGACUAUUAAGAUUCUAUUUCAGGAGAGUGGGAGGCAACUAAUCUCCACAAUGGUUUAUGCAAAGUGUGAAUCUGCUGCAAGAUUAGAGUUGUGGGAUAGUAUAUAUUUCUUGGCAAGCUCUAUGAAUUUACCACGGAAGGUUGGUGGGGAUUUUAAUGUUAUUUUGAAUGAAGAAGAAAAAAUAGGUGGUUUACCUGUUUAUCCAUCAAAAUAUGAAGACUUUGCUUUUUGUGUAAAUUCUUGUGAACUAGGUGAAGUAGAAUUUAGAGGGAGUCCUUUUACUUGGUGGAAUGGAAGAGCUGGGCAAGAUUGCAUAUUCAAAAGAUUGGACAGAAUUCUAGUUAAUCAGCAGUAUCGGGACUGGUUUACUAACUUGAGCAUCGAACAUCUGUCAAGAAAAGGUUUAGACCAUGCUCCACUCUUGCUUUCAGUAGGAGAGCAGGUUCAGCAGUUUCAGAAGCAUUUUAGAUUUUUGAAAUUCUGGUUGGAUCAUGAGUCAUUCAUGGAUGCAGUGGAUCAACAUUGGAGAACUGAGUUUAUAGGAGAUCCAUUCAUUACAUUUACGCUAAAAAUGAAGAGCUUAAAGGUUGCUUUGUCUAGGUGGAGCAUCCAAUGGAAUUUAGAUGGAGAUAGGAAUACAAGAUAUUUUCAUAGUAUUGUAAAAGGAAGAAGAAAAAGGUUGUUGCUUACAAGAAUACAAAAUGCAGAUGGUGAAUGGGUGGACAAUGUGGAUGAUAUUGCUACUGAAGCUAUUUCAUUCUAUCAAAAUCAAUUUUCUCAGGAAAGUGGUAGAGUUGACUCGAAUUUACUAGAUCACAUUCCUGAGAGAAUCUCAGAGGAUUAA